Messenger RNA from Chelmon rostratus (copperband butterflyfish), 2098 nucleotides. It is a transcript of the gene cldn19, whose product is annotated as claudin 19. Gene Ontology annotation, cellular component: bicellular tight junction; plasma membrane. Bases 524 to 1192 code for a protein of 222 amino acids. The record is from RefSeq and is a predicted model, not a curated record. Gene Ontology annotation, molecular function: structural molecule activity. Gene Ontology annotation, biological process: bicellular tight junction assembly; cell adhesion. The transcript has 5 exons. NCBI's taxonomy places the organism in Eukaryota, Metazoa, Chordata, Actinopteri, Chaetodontiformes, Chaetodontidae.
UGAGCCACUUGAGCCUGGAGCAGAUGGAAAGAUUGUAGUGGGGGGAAAGCAAGCAAGCAGCAGAGAGAGUGAGGAUUGGAAGAAGCCAUGCAGAGAGUGAGGCAGCCCAGCGACGAUGCUUGAUGAACUGAACCACUGAGCGUCAAAAAGUCCACUUUGACUGAGCCCCAGAGAGACCAAGGCAUCAGACAGGACAGCCCUGAGGGGAGACAUCAACUCAUCUUCCCAGCUGACGGGCAAAAAUCAGCCCAGGACGUGGAGAACAAAAAAAAGAAAGAGUUAGAGACGAGGAGGGGAGCUUUACACAUGAGAGUUAAAGCAGAGAGGCAGAAGGAGAUGCUCAGAGGGACCAGAUAGUGAAGACAAAAGUGAAACAAGUCACAGGAUUGCUACAGGUGUGUCUUCAGAGUCUGCUCAAAGAAAGGGCGACACACCAGAGUCACCCACACUAAAGCUGCUGCAAGUGAAACAGGGAGUACAAGAGCGAGAGCAGGCAGACGCAGAGGGACAAAGCUAGACAAGGAUGGCCAACUCAGGUCUCCAGCUGUUGGGUUAUUUUCUGGCGUUGGGUGGUUGGAUCGGCAUCAUCUCUACCACUGCCUUGCCCCAGUGGAAGCAGUCGUCGUACGCCGGCGAUGCCAUCAUCACGGCCGUGGGUCUGUACGAGGGGCUGUGGAUGAGCUGUGCCUCGCAGAGUACAGGACAGGUGCAGUGCAAGAUCUUUGACUCCAUGCUCUCGCUGGACAUCCACAUCCAGACAUGUCGGGCCCUCAUGGUAGUGUCAGUACUGCUGGGCUUUAUCGGCAUCAUUGUCAGCGUGGUGGGCAUGAAGUGCACUAAGGUGGGAGAUAACAACCCAUCCACCAAAACCCGCAUCGCUGUGACUGGAGGAGCUCUCUUCCUGCUCGCAGGUGUAUGCACACUGGUGUCUGUGUCCUGGUAUGCCACUCAGGUGUCCUAUCAGUUCUUCAACCCAAAUACACCGCCCAACGCCAGGUAUGAGUUUGGCUCGGCCCUGUUUGUGGGCUGGGCGGCGGCCAGUCUGACGGUCCUGGGUGGCUCCUUGCUGUGCUGCUCCUGCUCUAAAGAUGACAUGCGAGGGCAGCAAUAUUACCGUCAAUCACAGCCUUCCACAGCCAGGGAACCAAAUGUUAAAAGUACCCCACCAGAGAAAAGGGAGCAGUACUUGUAGUUUGGGAGAGUCUUCUGGCCUUACCAUGGUUUAGAUUCUGUCAACAGACAAAAGCCUCUCACUGAGGAAUUCAAAACAGACAGACAGAGUUUUUGAACGCCAAGCUUUCAAGCAUAUUGCAGCAACAUAAAUUAGAGACUUUGCUGAAGUUAAAGAAAUUGUUUGGGGAGGUUUUGGGAAAUAGUUGUUUCAUGGGGAUUGACAAACAUGAUAUACUUGUCUUGUCUGUUUUGUUGACUUUGGGAGAGACACUCAUUCAGGGUAUGUUUUCUAUAACAUGUUAAAAUGCCCAGGUGUAUAUACCACCUACUCUAUUCUUUUUUUUUUUUUACUACAUAUAUAAUGUUUUACUACAGUGCCUUAUAACACAUGUUCGUGCACAUGUAUGUUUUUGACUUGGAUUCUCUAUAGUCUCCCAUCCGAUCUGAGGGAUGUGUGUCCAUAGCUCCUCUGCCAGCAGUUAUUGCAGUUAGCAGUUAUUGUUAUUAUUGUCGGAUAUCUGAAAAUGAAUGUGAAGCUAUCUCUGCAGUGCCACUUACGAAACAACAAAGACAUACGUACGAUAGAUCUUCGGCAGCAUAGUGCCUUAUGCCACUGUUUGUAAGAAGCUGUGUGCCUGUUUCCAAGUAGCCUGGAUUGAGGAUAUACCCAGUACAUUUAUUUUGUUUUGUUAAGUGCCAAUAUGAGUUUGUGUGAAUGACAGAGUCGUUGUAUUAUUGACUCAAAAGGAUGUACUGUACUGUGUGCUGUCUCCUGUACUAAGAAACGCCAGUUUGCUGAGCGUUCAGAUGCCCUUCUGAUGCCUGCAUUUAUUUACCAUGCCAUUCCUUUCUCUAAUAUUUACCUCCUCGAUGUUGUGUAUCAUCUCAUUUACAGCAUAGCCCUGUCUGUUUCUUUUAGAAUAAA